Messenger RNA from Nyctereutes procyonoides (raccoon dog), 3257 nucleotides. It is a transcript of the gene GPHN, whose product is annotated as gephyrin. Lineage: Eukaryota; Metazoa; Chordata; Mammalia; Carnivora; Canidae. Gene Ontology annotation, cellular component: postsynaptic membrane; dendrite; cytosol. Gene Ontology annotation, molecular function: molybdopterin molybdotransferase activity. The transcript has 23 exons. Bases 66 to 2399 code for a protein of 777 amino acids. The record is from RefSeq and is a predicted model, not a curated record. Gene Ontology annotation, biological process: postsynaptic neurotransmitter receptor diffusion trapping; establishment of synaptic specificity at neuromuscular junction; gamma-aminobutyric acid receptor clustering.
GGCCCGCGCGCUCCGGGCUCCGGCUUCUCCCGGCUCCUGUCAGUGCGGUGACUGCGCUGGGAAACAUGGCGACCGAGGGAAUGAUCCUCACUAACCACGACCAUCAGAUCCGUGUCGGAGUCCUCACAGUGAGUGAUAGUUGCUUCAGGAAUCUUGCAGAAGAUCGCAGUGGGAUAAAUCUCAAAGAUCUCGUACAAGAUCCUUCUUUGUUGGGUGGGACUAUAUCAGCAUACAAGAUAGUACCAGAUGAAAUAGAAGAAAUCAAGGAAACCCUGAUAGAUUGGUGUGAUGAGAAGGAACUUAAUUUGAUAUUAACAACUGGAGGAACAGGGUUUGCACCACGAGAUGUCACUCCAGAGGCUACAAAAGAAGUAAUAGAACGGGAAGCGCCAGGGAUGGCCCUGGCAAUGCUGAUGGGAUCACUUAAUGUUACACCUCUGGGCAUGCUCUCUAGGCCUGUAUGUGGAAUCAGAGGGAAAACUCUCAUAAUUAACCUGCCAGGUAGCAAGAAAGGAUCUCAGGAAUGCUUUCAGUUUAUACUGCCAGCUCUACCUCAUGCCAUUGACCUUUUACGUGAUGCCAUUGUAAAAGUAAAGGAAGUGCAUGAUGAACUUGAAGAUUUACCUUCCCCACCACCACCUCUUUCCCCUCCUCCCACAACUAGCCCCCAUAAACAGACAGAAGACAAAGGGGUUCAGUGUGAGGAAGAGGAAGAAGAGAAGAAAGACAGUGGUGUUGCUUCAACAGAAGACAGUUCUUCAUCACAUAUAACUGCAGCAGCCAUUGCUGCCAAGAAGCAUCCAUUCUACACCAGUCCAGCUGUUAUCAUGGCACACGGUGAGCAGCCCAUUCCUGGUCUCAUCAAUUAUUCCCAUCAUGCAACAGGCAGUGCAGAUGAACGGAUUCCAGACUCCAUCAUUUCUCGUGGUGUUCAGGUGCUCCCACGAGACACAGCUUCCCUCAGCACUACUCCUUCAGAAUCGCCUCGUGCUCAGGCUACAUCUCGUCUUUCUACAGCUUCCUGCCCAACACCAAAAGUCCAGUCCAGGUGCAGCAGCAAGGAGAACAUUCUCAGAGCCAGUCACAGUGCUGUUGAUAUCACCAAGGUGGCUAGAAGACACCGCAUGUCUCCGUUUCCUCUAACAUCUAUGGACAAAGCCUUCAUCACAGUUCUGGAGAUGACUCCGGUGCUUGGGACAGAAAUCAUCAACUACCGAGAUGGAAUGGGGCGAGUCCUUGCUCAAGAUGUAUAUGCAAAAGACAACCUACCCCCCUUUCCAGCAUCUGUAAAAGAUGGCUAUGCUGUCCGAGCUGCCGAUGGCCCAGGAGAUCGUUUCAUCAUUGGGGAAUCCCAAGCUGGUGAACAGCCAACUCAGACAGUAAUGCCAGGACAAGUCAUGCGGGUUACAACAGGUGCUCCAAUCCCCUGUGGUGCUGAUGCAGUAGUACAAGUGGAAGAUACUGAACUAAUCAGGGAAUCCGAUGAUGUACGUCAUCACCAGGGCACUGAGGAACUUGAAGUACGAAUUCUAGUGCAAGCUCGACCAGGCCAAGAUAUCAGACCCAUCGGCCAUGACAUUAAAAGAGGGGAAUGCGUUUUGGCCAAAGGAACCCAUAUGGGCCCCUCAGAGAUUGGUCUUCUGGCAACUGUGGGUGUCACAGAGGUUGAAGUUAAUAAGUUUCCAGUUGUUGCAGUCAUGUCAACAGGGAAUGAGCUGCUAAAUCCUGAAGAUGACCUCUUACCAGGAAAGAUUCGAGACAGCAAUCGUUCAACCCUCUUAGCAACAAUUCAGGAACAUGGUUACCCCACAAUCAACUUGGGAAUUGUGGGAGACAACCCAGAUGACUUACUCAAUGCCCUGAAUGAGGGUAUCAGUCGUGCUGAUGUCAUCAUCACAUCAGGGGGUGUAUCCAUGGGGGAAAAGGACUAUCUCAAGCAGGUGCUGGACAUUGAUCUUCAUGCUCAGAUCCAUUUUGGCAGGGUUUUUAUGAAACCAGGCCUACCAACAACAUUUGCAACUUUGGAUAUUGACGGUGUAAGAAAAAUAAUCUUUGCACUACCAGGGAAUCCUGUGUCAGCCGUGGUUACCUGCAAUCUCUUUGUUGUGCCUGCACUGAGAAAGAUGCAGGGCAUCUUGGAUCCUCGGCCAACCAUCAUCAAAGCCAGGUUAUCAUGUGACGUAAAACUGGAUCCUCGCCCAGAAUACCAUCGGUGUAUAUUGACAUGGCAUCACCAAGAACCACUGCCUUGGGCACAGAGUACAGGUAACCAGAUGAGCAGCCGUCUGAUGAGCAUGCGCAGUGCCAACGGAUUGUUGAUGCUACCUCCAAAGACAGAGCAGUAUGUGGAGCUCCAUAAGGGCGAGGUGGUGGAUGUCAUGGUCAUUGGACGGCUAUGAUGGUCACCAGAGAGAGAAAGCUUCGAUGCAUGUCCACAUAUCAUUGACUGUAUCCUGUAAUAUGCAACGGCACAGCUAGUUUUUCUGAUUUGGAUAAAAGUUGAUCUGUAUAGUCAACAUCUUGAACUAUAUUUCAAAAGAAUUUAAAUACCUUUUAAAGAAAAAACAUCUAAAAAUAAAUCUUAACAGACAAUUCUAUUCUGAUUAUAUCAAAGCAAAUUUUUCCUUUCUUGCAAAUUGCUUUGUGUGUUCAAUGCUAGGUCUGAUAGCGAUAGCUUUUAGUAGACAGCAGUAGGUGCCUGCAGAACUUGUGUUUUUCUCAUCUUUAAAAUACAACUAAUUAUGCUCUUAAUCAAGGCUGUCUGCUUAUUUAUACUAGCGUAGGCAACACUUAAAUUUCCCUUCUUAGUAUGCUUCAUAACCGCUUUUCAGAGAGCUUUUGCUUGUUCUUUAUCAUGUAUCUCGUGUUUAUGUGCACAGUGCCAAUUGAAGAGUGACUGGGUGGAGACCCUGCCUUGCCUCAGGGAGAACCCUCCCCUGCAGAGUGUCAGGUACCUCACCCCAGUAGCCUCAAGGCACAGUACUCUUGGGCAGUAACUGGAUACCUUUUAUUUGAAUAAACAAACUGGGGGAAAAAAUGCUUCCUUAAGUGCUGACAGCCUUUUUAACCAACACAUUUAAAAUUGUACAGAACAAAAAAUAAAAUCAAAGACUGAUCUUGUACAGAUAUUAGUGUUACCAGCAUUCACGUGGAAAUCAAGAGCAAAGAAAAAAUAAUGUUAAACAACUCUGUACCAUAACAUUUUCUGUAAUGAUACUGAAACUUAAUGAAUAAAAAAAAAAUCCUUGAUCAUUAUU